AUGCAUUCACAUACCUCAGUUAGAGAUUCCCUUGUUGGAUUAGGUUUGGCACUCUUCUCUAUCCUAAACAUUGAAUUAAUGUCAGAGAGUUUGGCAUUCUCAUUUGUUGCUCUCAUGCUCCCAACCAUUGCUGCUAUUUACUUGGGUUUUGCUUUGGCUUCCAAUGGCAAGAUGAAUGUUUUCACACAAAUUGGUGCAGUUGUUUUAUACACUGGAUUGGCAAUGUAUGCUUUGGAGCAUCGUUCUUGGUUGACCAAUGCAAUUGGAAUUGGAAUUCAUGCAUUGUGGGAUUUACUUUUCCACAAGCAUGAAAGUGUUCCACAUUUUUAUGUUCCUUUCUGUGCAGUUUUUGAUAUUUCUUUCUCAUCUUGGUUAAUUUACAGAUAUGUCCUCUAA
Molecule: messenger RNA, 396 nt
Organism: Naegleria gruberi
Lineage: Eukaryota; Heterolobosea; Eutetramitea; Acrasida; Naegleriidae
Exons: 1
Coding region: 1-396 (131 amino acids)
Source: RefSeq, a predicted model, not a curated record